AUGAAUUUACGAAGAUUGUCAUCUGAUAUAACGCGUUGUAUUUUUGUGUAUUUUGUGUUUUAUUUACACCACGUUUGGAGUCUACAAUGUGUAACCAUAGGACCCUGUAGCUGUGAAUUCGAUGAUGGCAGUGGAAUAGUAGACAUCAGUUCGUUAAAAAGUCUUACCCCAGGACAACCGAAGUUUAAAGAUGUUGGAGCCAUCGAUAUGUAUUCUUACUCAUAUAAUCCUUGUGAACCAUUUACAGAAGGUGAUUGUAUAGACGUUUCGUCAUGUCAAAUUAGUGCUGAUGGUAUGGCCCAGUAUCCGAUAGGAGACCAAUCGAGUGCAGCCUUUUCCUACGAUGGAACUGACGUACAGAUUUUUUAUAGUAAAUUUACAGACGUUGAAAGACAAACGUUUGUGACAUUAAAAUGUGAUCCGUCUGCUACAACUCCGACUAUCUCCGCAGAAGGAGAACAGGGUGCAGCACAAUACUAUUUCACCCUAACUACUAACUGUGCAUGUGCGGGUACGUGUGCGUCCAGCAGUCCGUCUAAUGAAGACGAGGGAAUCAGUACGGGAACUAUUUUAUGUAUCUUAUUAUUAGUCGGUGGGUUUUUGUAUAUAGCUCUUGGUAUGGCUUUUAUGAGGACAAGACGACAAGCUUCUGGGGCCGAAAUGAUUCCUAAUAGAAAUUUCUGGACGGCAAUUCCAGGCCUUAUUAAGGAUGGUUUUAUGUUUACAAUUGGAAAAAUACGUGGAAAGAAACCAGAUUAUAAUGAAAUAUAG
Molecule: messenger RNA, 771 nt
Organism: Lottia gigantea (owl limpet)
Lineage: Eukaryota; Metazoa; Mollusca; Gastropoda; Lottiidae
Exons: 7
Coding region: 1-771 (256 amino acids)
Cellular component (GO): trans-Golgi network
Source: RefSeq, a predicted model, not a curated record